Girardinichthys multiradiatus is the source of this 4939-nucleotide messenger RNA. It is a transcript of the gene nr2f1a, whose product is annotated as nuclear receptor subfamily 2, group F, member 1a. The record is from RefSeq and is a predicted model, not a curated record. The transcript is spliced from 3 exons. The coding region runs from base 1329 to 2561 and encodes 410 amino acids. Gene Ontology annotation, biological process: negative regulation of transcription by RNA polymerase II; positive regulation of transcription by RNA polymerase II; cell differentiation. Lineage: Eukaryota; Metazoa; Chordata; Actinopteri; Cyprinodontiformes; Goodeidae. Gene Ontology annotation, molecular function: nuclear receptor activity; RNA polymerase II cis-regulatory region sequence-specific DNA binding; zinc ion binding.
AAAUCCUAGAUAUAGAUAUAAACCGAGUCGGCGGAUUGGAUCUUGCAUCUUUGACUGCUUUUCGAUCCGCAGUUGUAAAUUUCCCUCUCCUGCCAAUUUCUAAGGGAAUGUCUCUAAUUUAAGAUAUUCUCCUCGCAAAAUUAGAUUAACCACUUGUAGCGAGAGUGGAACAGAGUGGAAUUCUGCAAUGAGAGCUGUUGUUUCUCCAAUAUAUACCAAGAAAAUAUAACAAUUUCGCGAUCCAAGAGGAGAGCGAAUGACUUAUCUAGAUGGACAUUUUUUGCAGCGCCCUAACGGAGGGGGGACUCUAACCAAUAGAAAGACAGAGAGGGCUUGGCUAUAACCUUAGCCUCCCAUUUUCUCUCUCUCCCUCUAUCCCCCCUCUUCUCCUCCUCUCCUCCUCCUCUAUGCAGGGCUCUGGCCAGUCAGUCCUCUUUGAUUAUCAGUCUCCAGCAGCCCCUCUCUUGGCUCCUUGACAUGAGCACCAUAUAAGGCGCAGCGAUCUCCAUAGAAACGUGUCAGUUUCAAUAGUAGUGUCAAAGUUCACUAUAUACAGACAUUCGCGCAGAUCCCCCGUUUCGGAAACAUUGCUCUGCUGGUCCUCUCGUUUAAGCGCAUUCAUUUUUUGGGGGUCUCUCGUUCUUCUUCUUCUUGCAUAUCCUAUUAGUACUAGUUGGUGUUUUUUCCUCUUUUCCUUUUUUUCCUCAAUCUUUUUUCUCUUCGUAUCUUCGUUCCUCCCCGCUGGAGAAAGGUGAAACUAUACAUGGGUACUUCAUUCGGCGACGCGGUUCUCCUUCGCAGCUGGGCGAGAUGAUGAGGUUUAUUUAAGAAUAUAGAUGUAAAAAGCCCAGCUCUUCAGUUUUUUCCUCCUCCUCCUCCUCCUAUACGACGAAGACGGGAGUGUAAAGGAGCAAGGGGAAGAAAGGAGAAAGGAAUUUAUCUCCGCAGCACUUUGGAUCGCGUCUUUCCAGCGAAAAGGUUUUGUUUUUUUUACUCGCUCCUGCCUUCCUUUUGUGGCUAUUUUUCAUCUGCCUGCAAUUUUUUUACGUUUGGACUCGGGUUUUCCUACAAGAUUAGGGAUUCCUGAAUGGCUGACUGCAAUUUACCUUGGAACUGGCCUCCCGAUACUUGCAUAUCCUGAUCGGGUGCCUCCUGAUUUUUGAAUGUAUUGAUCGUGUUUGCUCCCCUUCUUACCUCCCAUAUGAGAUUGCGUGCUCCGAUUUGACUUUGCACUGUCCCGUCUUUUGAGAUUUUUUUUUUUCUUCCUCCUCUACGCUCCAUAAACAUCGGCGAUCAUUUCGCUUUACAGCACUUUCCGGGGCCGAGAUAUGGCAAUGGUAGUUAGCGUAUGGCGAGAUCCGCAGGAAGACGUGGCCGGAGGACCUCCGAGCGGCCCCAACCCAGCAGCGCAGCCGGCGAGGGAGCAGCAGCAGGCGGCUUCGGCGGCGCCGCACACUCCGCAGACCCCCAGUCAGCCCGGACCCCCGUCCACGCCGGGUACCGCCGGGGACAAGGGGAGCCAGAAUUCCGGACAGAGCCAGCAGCAUAUUGAAUGUGUGGUUUGCGGGGACAAAUCGAGCGGCAAACACUAUGGCCAGUUCACCUGCGAGGGAUGCAAAAGUUUCUUCAAGAGGAGUGUACGCAGGAACUUAACGUACUCAUGUCGUGCCAAUAGGAACUGUCCAAUUGACCAGCACCACCGAAACCAGUGCCAAUACUGCCGGCUGAAGAAGUGCUUAAAAGUGGGGAUGCGGCGGGAAGUUCAGCGAGGAAGAAUGCCUCCAACCCAGCCCAACCCAGGCCAGUACGCGCUGACGAACGGGGACCCCCUGAACGGCCACUGCUACCUGUCAGGAUACAUCUCUUUACUGCUGCGGGCUGAGCCUUACCCGACCUCCCGGUACGGGAGCCAGUGCAUGCAGCCCAACAACAUCAUGGGCAUCGAGAACAUCUGUGAGUUGGCGGCUCGCUUGCUCUUCAGCGCCGUGGAGUGGGCGAGGAACAUCCCCUUCUUCCCCGACCUGCAGAUCACCGACCAGGUGUCCCUUCUCAGGCUGACGUGGAGCGAGUUGUUUGUGCUUAAUGCGGCCCAGUGCUCUAUGCCUCUGCAUGUGGCCCCUCUGCUCGCCGCGGCGGGCCUGCACGCCUCGCCGAUGUCCGCGGACCGCGUCGUGGCUUUCAUGGACCACAUCCGGAUCUUCCAGGAGCAAGUGGAGAAGCUCAAGACCCUGCACGUAGACUCGGCAGAGUACAGCUGCCUCAAGGCCAUCGUGCUUUUCACAUCAGACGCUUGCGGCCUGUCAGACGCCGCUCACAUCGAGAGCCUACAAGAGAAGUCACAGUGCGCCCUGGAGGAGUACGUCAGGAGCCAGUACCCCAACCAACCCAGCCGCUUUGGGAAGCUCCUGCUGCGGCUGCCCUCUUUACGCACCGUCUCCUCCUCGGUAAUCGAGCAGCUGUUCUUCGUCCGCUUGGUAGGUAAAACUCCUAUUGAAACCCUCAUCAGGGAUAUGCUAUUAUCCGGGAGCAGCUUCAACUGGCCUUACAUGUCCAUCCAAUGAUCCUUAUAUGACAAAUAAACAGAGAGGAGGAGGAGGGGAAAAAGGACCAAAUUUCUGCACCCCCCACCCCCCCCCCCCCCACCUCAUCCUCCUUCAAGAAGACUAUAUAUAGGACCUUUUUUUCUGAGAAACUUUGCGGAAGACAUUACUUUUUUCUGUCUUCUGGGACAGCGACGGAAUACAUUAUGUACAGAAAAAUAUUGGAACUGGACUUUGCGCCUGUGUAAAUCCGCACCCUCAUCUUCAUGAACAGUACUCUUCAUUUUGUAAAAUACUAGUCUUUAUUUUCUUUUUUUUUUUUUGUAAAAAAAAUACAAAUAAAAUGAAAAACAUCAUAUGCGCAGUAAGAAAAAAAAUGAAUCAAGACUUAGCGGGAAAAUAAUGUUUCCAAGCAAUUAUAAGAAUUGUCCUGUGUCUAUGUACCUCUCUGUUUUGUAUUUUUUCUGGUUCUAAACCAGGGUUUCUGUGAUUCUAUACUAAUAAUUUUUUGAUAUAACCUUUUGCUUCUUAUAAUGAGUGCGGUAUAUGUUGUCGAAGCUAUGUUCUCCAAGAAUUAAAAAUUGAAGCGAGAAUUUAAAAGAACAAAAAAACAAGACAAAUGAAAUGAAUUUAGACGAAUAAGAAACAGUCUAAUCGCUGUGACAAUAUCAACACUGAUGGUUGAACUUUUUAUUUUGUUUUUUUAUUUUUUUAUUAUUUUUGACCCCCCUUCUCCCCCCUCCAACUGAUACAAUGGACCUGCAGCAGAAGCAGCAAAACAAACUGACCUCCAGGACGUUUUUACUGACAUUUUUACUCCGUCUGGGGCGCCUCCCCCCACCCCCUCCCCACCCCUCUCCACCCCCUCCCCUGGACCACGAGUGCGUGUGGAGUCGAUCAUCAGUCAAAAGAAAAAAAAACAUGAGACAUGAAAUUCAAAAAGCACUUUUAAUAUAUCAUUUCAAAUACAUUUUGUUUGUUUCGUCUUGAAGAUUUUCAUUGUUUCUUGAAUUUUAUUGGUUGUUGCCUUCAAUUUUGCUUACUCCAUGAUGCAGCUUUUAUUUUAAUUUUUUUUUUUUUUUUUUUUUUUUUUUGCAGAAGGGUCGGUUGAUGAAGUUGUGUGAUGGUGACUGUACUAUUAAAAAAGAAAUAGGCAACGAUGUCUCACUCUCAAGCAUUUUCCUGGGGACCUAAUGUUUUUUUGUUUUUUUUUUUACAAAUCAGAGGAAAUGUGUUGUUUUUGUGUGCGCUGCAACUACAGUUGUUGAAACCACUGUUAAAACCUACCCGUGAAAACAAAUUGUUACACGGGAUUAAAGGGGGAUAAUAAUGACACAACAGAGGCAUAUAUUAUUUGGAAAGGGCCAUGACAUAACUGACAGCGCGGAUACAAAGAAGAAGGAUGCAAUACCAGCCUGUGAGCGCACUAAUAUUUAAUAUGUUCCCCAGACAGAGGAAAGCCUCUAACCCAGAGCCACCCCUGUAACCUUCUUCCUGUGGUGUGGCUUAACUAAGGUGUUUCUCUGCAUACCCAACAAUGCCCCCCACCCCUUAAAAUAAAAUUUAAAAAAAACGUCUGCCCUGAUAGCGCAUUGCAUGCUCUGUAUCGACGUGGGCGUAUUUGGCAAAACAGGGUUGGGGGGACGGGGGUCUGCAAAGCUGCUGUGAUUUGCGUGAUCAAUCUGGAAAAUGUAUUUUACAGCAUGUAAGCCAGUCGAUAGGGACACCGAGUGUGAUGCAUUGUGAGGGAAUGGAGAGGGAGGCAGGGAGAGAGAGAACAAGAGAGAGAGAGAGAGAGUGCUGAGAAAAACGAGAGGAGAAGCGUGUUGGAAGAAAGUCAAAUGUAUGACUGUGUGUGUGUGUGUGUGUGUGUGUGUGUGUGUGUGUGUGUGUGUGUGUGUGUGUGUGUGUGUGUGUGUGUGUGACGGAGUGUAAUGAGUCCACCGAUAAGUCCUCAGUGUGUGAGAUGGGUUACUCACUAUCACUGUCCUUGCUGUGGUCUAUCUCUGCGAUGUCUUUGUCUCCAUUUACGCCCCAAAUGACAGAAGGGAAACCCAGUUAUUUACCUGCGCCACAAUCACAGUGUAAAGAGUGAUAAGAUAUGGUAAAAAAAAAAAAAAAUGGUGUUCUGAGGAAGAAAAUAUGGUUUAGGCUUGACAUUUCUUGAGUUAUCAUGAGAUGAGCUGCUUCUGUGUCAUUUUGCCCAAAUCUUUGUCUUCAGGCUUGGCGGUGAUCAGGGACAGCAGAGCAGAUAUGUGAUAUAUGUUCGCCUGUUUAUUUAUCAGCCCUGUGUUUGUCUGUGUAACUUUCAGUUAUAGGUAUUUUUUGCACAGCUUAUUUCCUCAAAAAACUUUUAAGGUGUAACUGCCUCUAAUAAAGGAAGGAUGUGGCUCCAGGAA